UCAGUCUGAUACACCAACUCUCUGCUUCCCUUCCCUUGAAAAUGGAGUAUAAAAAUUUUAGGAAAAUGAUGAGUAAAUUUUUGGCAGCACAAAGCACGAUUAUACUCUCUCUAUCAGUAGUUUCCUUAAUCUUUUCGAAUUCAGAUUGCUUUUUUGCUUGUUUGAGUUCUUUGAAGUUGUACUUCUCUACAUAUCCAUUCCAUCUCCUGGGCCUUGCCUUAAACAAAAACUGCAUAUUUCUCAUUUGCAAUGGGCUGGUGAUGUUUUUUGCAAAAACCUCUGGCGGCUCGAUUCAUCCUUCCUCUGGUUCUGAUGUUAACGAGUUAGUGCAUAAAAUGAUUGGCGAUAGUUUGCAGCCAUCUCUCGAGACAAAAGGACCCACCUUGUUGAUCAAAGAUGCGAUGGACGUAGAUUGUACCGAUAAUGAAGAAAACGAAGAACUAGAGGAAGAAAAUGAAGCAGAAGCGUCAGAAGAAGAAGAAGAAGAAGAAGUGGAUGAACGCUCUUAUGAAGAUGAAAAGAAACUCACAAACUCGGUUAUGGAAGAUUCAGAAGGCGACGGCCAUGGUGACGAAGGAGGGGAAAACGAGUCCGAAAUUGGGUUGUUCUUUGAAGAAGAAGAAGAAAGCAUGGAGCUGUUGAGUACAGAAGAGUUGAAUAAGAAGUUUGAAGAUUUCAUACUGAAGAUGAAGGAAGAUGUCAGGAUGGGAAGCUCGACACCAACUAAUAUUGGUCAAGUACAUUAUAAUUAUGAUAUUAAUUUGUAUGACAAGAAUUGGCCUAUCAUAACAGUCAAUUAAUUUCUUUUCUUUGGUAGAAAACUAUUAGGCUUCUGAAAUUUCUUAGUUUUUUUAUGGCCAAUGUAUUAAUUCUAUGUUGGAUUAAUUACAUUAACCUGAUAUA
Molecule: messenger RNA, 903 nt
Organism: Olea europaea var. sylvestris
Lineage: Eukaryota; Viridiplantae; Streptophyta; Magnoliopsida; Lamiales; Oleaceae
Exons: 1
Coding region: 42-800 (252 amino acids)
Source: RefSeq, a predicted model, not a curated record